CAUGUCAUGAUUAUCUUUGUCUUCUCCACAGUUCUGAGACCCAUAAACAGGUCAAGAAUAACCACUGUGACUGAGUUUGUCCUCCUAGGCUUCCCUGGGUCCUGGGAGAUACAGCUUGUACUCUUCUCACUACUUUUGAUCAUCUACAUCCUGACUCUUCUUGGUAAUGGAGCCAUCAUCUCUGCAGUAAUAUGGGACCAGCGGAUCCAUACUCCCAUGUACAUUCUCCUCGGCAAUUUUUCCUUUCUUGAGAUUUGGUAUGUUUCUUCCACUGUUCCCAAUAUGUUGGCCAACUUUCUCUCCAAGACCAAAGCAAUCUCCUUCUCUGGAUGUUUUCUACAGUUUUAUUUCUUCUUUUCCCUUGGUACAACUGAAUGUCUUUUCCUAGCAGUGAUGGCUUAUGAUAGGUAUCUGGCUAUCUGCUGCCCACUGCACUACCCAAUGAUCAUGACUGGGAGGCAUUGUGCCACCCUAGUGUCUCUCUGUUGGUUGGCUGGCUUCCUUGGCUACCCAGUUCUCAUUUUCUUAAUCUCCCAACUACCCUACUGUGGUUCCAACAUCAUAGAUCACUUUCUGUGUGACAUAGAUCCACUGAUGGCCCUCUCCUGUGUCCCAGCCCCUAUUGCUGAGUUGAUCUUCUAUACCCAGAGCUCCCUUGUCCUCUUUCUCUCCAUUAUGUACAUUUUCACAUCUUAUAUCUUGGUGCUUAGAGCUGUGUUUCAGGUACCUUCAGCAGCUGGCCGGAGUAAGGCCUUUUCUACAUGUGGAUCUCAUCUGAUGGUAGUGUCUCUGUUCUAUGGGACAGUCAUGGUGAUGUAUGUGAGCCCAACAUUUGGCAUCCCAACUUCAAUGCAAAAAAUUGUAACUUUGGUGUACUCAGUAAUGACUCCAUUCUUAAACCCCCUAAUCUAUAGUCUGCGCAACAAGGAUAUGAAAUGUGCCCUAAAAACAGUCUUGUGUAGCAUGAGAAGGAGCCAAAGUUCAUGA
This is a messenger RNA of Phascolarctos cinereus (koala), 987 nucleotides long. Its product is annotated as olfactory receptor 11H4. Gene Ontology annotation, cellular component: membrane. NCBI's taxonomy places the organism in Eukaryota, Metazoa, Chordata, Mammalia, Diprotodontia, Phascolarctidae. The record is from RefSeq and is a predicted model, not a curated record. Gene Ontology annotation, molecular function: G protein-coupled receptor activity; olfactory receptor activity. Gene Ontology annotation, biological process: G protein-coupled receptor signaling pathway.